UCCGAAUAUAAGCGAGGAAAUUCGUCAUGAAUUACAGGACACGUUUUUUAUGUGUUUGUUCUCAAAGGCUGGUUACCUGAAGGACCUUAUCUUCUUCACCUCAUUGUUUCAAUUAACCAAUAUCGAUCUGGGCCAGAGAUCAUCCCCAUAAUAAAAUAAAUACUAUGGCCUGGAGCAAAGGUCCCUAAAGGGUCUCCACGCUGGAGGUGAAAACCUUUGUGGCCUGAGCCCCCGACUUUCGGUUCACUAUUUAGGCGGAAUUGCCUUUUUCCUUUGCUACGUGGUUUACGGGGCGUUUUAACUUGGAAAAGAUGCACAUGGCCAUGUAAACGAUUAAAUUUGUUGAUUGAUUUUUAACUGCACAUAUAACUUGCUUCUUAGAACCAUGGUUGGCAGGCAAGCCCCUGUUGAUCGGUAUAAUUUUGUUGGAAUCAUAUUUUUCAUCCUUGGACUUGGAUCACUGCUGCCUUGGAAUUUCUUUAUCACUGCGUUAGAUUACUUUCAGUAUAAAUUGAAUCAAACCUCACAUGUCAGCAUCAAUGGCACUGAAGCGAUCGCUAAGGACGAAUUCCAUUUCAGUAAUUGGAUGGCGUUGUUGUCUCAGCUACCUCUUCUGUUGUUCACACUUCUCAAUUCAUUCCUGUACCAGUGGAUCCCAGAGAAAGUCCGAAUCGCAGGCAGUAUGGUGGUAAUGAUGCUCCUUUUUGUCUUAACCGCUGCUCUCGUGGAAGUAAAAAUGAGCCCCCAGAACUUCUUCUCUGUCACCAUGGCAACUAUUUGGUUUAUUAACUCAUUUGGGGCAGUUUCUCAGGGCAGUUUAUUUGGACUGGUAGGACUACUGCCACAGAAGUACAGCACUCUUUUCCUGAGUGGCCAAGGCAUGGCAGGGACCUUUGCAGCAACUGCAAAGCUGAUAUCAAUGGCAAAUGCGACAGAUAAGGAGACAUCUGCACUUGCUUAUUUCAUCACAGCUUGCUUUGGAAUGUUGAUUGCGAUUGUCUGCUUCCUGACCUUGCCUUAUUUGGAAUUUGCUUCUUAUUUUCUCAAUAAAAAUAAGCAAGCAGACUGUGAGCUGGAAAAAAAAACUGAGUUGCUUCAGUUAGAAAAGAAUGGAGGUCAAGAUAAUACCAAGCUAGCCUUUAUCAGCGUAGAUAAUGCUGAAAUUGGAGCUGGAAAAUUAAAGACUACAGAAAAGCCCUCUGUAUUUCGAGUUCUAAAAAAGAUCUGGCUGAUGGCAUUGUGUAUCGUGCUUGUGUUCACAGUGACUCUCGCAGUAUUUCCAGCUGUUACAGCUGCAGUAAAAAGUGCAGCUGUGGAUAAAAACUGGGGUGAUUUCUUUAUCCCCGUCUGCUGCUUUCUUCUGUUUAAUGUUAUGGACUGGAUUGGCCGAAGUAUUACCAGCUAUAUCACUUGGCCUGGUGAGAACAGCUGUCUCCUGCCAGUCUUGGUGUUACUGCGCUUCGUCUUCAUUCCACUCUUUAUGCUGUGCAACAUUGAAGAUCAUUUUUAUCUGAAACCAUUGUUUAAGCAAGAUGCCUAUUAUGUUGUCUUCAUGGUUUUGUUUGCACUCUCAAAUGGAUACCUUGUGUCCAUUAUAUUUUGCUAUACUCCCAGAAAAGUGCUACCUGAGGAAGUCGAGACAGCAGGAGCCCUCAUGACUUUCUUUCUUGCUUUGGGACUGUCAGUUGGGGCAGGAUUGUCGUUCCUUUUCAGAGCCCUUGUAUAGUAGAGGCCCUAACCUGCAUUAAAGCAGGUUACUUGCCGUUAUUUUAGAUUGUUUUUAAAACUGUAUUUUUUAUACUUGUUUUUCAGAAGGUUGUAAUGAACUUGCUCUGUAAAGAAACUUGUGGAAGACUGUACACAAUGAAAAUCUAUCAGGGUUAUUUUCUUAUGUUUUAAAUUUGACUGCUGCAUUUUCUGUAGUAGUGACAGCAUCACUGAAGCCUUCUUUCUUCUCAUAGCACUUAGUUGUCAUGUUGUAAAAUAUGUAUUUGUGCUACAGCAGUAUUGAAUGUUCAGGACUUUGUUUUGAUGUUUUUAUUUUACUUUUAUUUGUAACUAGAGCCUGUAUUAUACUGACAGUUGUAAGUCUGUAACCAUGUAGUCCGCCUUCUCAGCCCACUGCUUCAGCUGGCUUACCUGAGUGUUAGCAUUUGUUGCCCUGUGGAAAAUACAUUAUGUGCCUUCUUUGAUGUCAUGAGGAGGUUUAUUCCUUCAAAUCUCCCCAGAAGUGAUGCAUUGUGCACAAAUAACUGUUCUUCAAAGUACAGACACACACAUCUUUGCACACCUUGCAAAAGGAGGGGGAAAAAUGCCAGCUGCAUCCCCUAAGGUGUUAGCCAAGUAGCUCAUAGCAUAGGUAGUACUUAUCCUUCUCUGAACUUUAGAGAGAGGAUUCCUGAGCCCAGGAAAAGGGACUUUCACCACCUACCAGUAAGGAGUGAGCCAUCGGUUAGCCAAUGCAAUUGCUCACCAGCUGUUACUGUGUGAUGUAUUACUCAAAACGAGGUCACUAUUGUGGCAGCACAGUUUGACAGACUGAGAGAUCCAAACUGACACAGCUGUGACUGUGAAGUCGAAUGAGAGCAUUGUUUACUAGGUUUAUUAACAGCAUACUCUUUGUUUGCAUGCUUUUCUUUCAGAGUAACAAAACUCCUUAUCAGUUUGAACUAAUUUAAACAGAGAAACACUUAGCUGGAGUUUCUAUGUGGGAUACGUUGACUCCUCUCUACAUCCAGAAGAGUUUGUCAUGUAGCUUAAGAAGUCUUUGCUGUGCUAGCAGAGAGGUCUCCUGAAUUGCAGGUUCUGACAGCACAGGAAUCCAACAACUGCAGAAGUUGCUGAACAAAGUGGUUAUGGGAAGAGUUUAGUGAGGCCAAGGGAAAUAGCUUUUGGAUGGCCCCAAAGAGGGUUUAAUAAAUUAUCUGGUAAUUGGGAGAGGAAGGUGAGAUGCUGCUCAGGCUGUCUCACCAAGAGUAGACAAUAUUAACCUUUGACCUGUCUAUGUUGCUAGAUGAGGUUACUGGAGCAAGGCUGAAGGGGUGAACGAGCCUGUUGGGAAAUUCAGAAGGUGCUGUACAUCAUUGGCAACUUGUGAUUAGCAUGCUUUUCAGUGUUGCUUGAGCAGUACCUCUUGACUAGCAAAUUUGGAUAGUGGUCUCCAUUUUCACUGUAACAUUUGUUUUAUUUCUUAUUUUUAUGUUGUUGAGUGAGGAAAUAUGAAAAAGAACAGUUAUUCAUUUUUAUAUAUUUAUAAAAGUAAUUAUUUAUGAUGUUUUUAUAAAUGGACUGAAUGUGUAAAUGACACAUGGUAUCUAGAUGAAUGGGACCUGUUUGUGUAGCUCAAAUAUUGAUGAAUUACUGUCUCGAAUAUGUCAAAAUGGAUCAAAAAGUGAAAACGUAUUAGAUAAUCAGAGAUUACAGCAUGGCAGCAGUAAUUAAAAUAAGAAGAAACAGGAUGCUGCUAUGUUUUAUAUAAUUAUUUCUUUGUGUGCUUUUUUCAUGAGAGGAUGUUUACUGGAUUGUGUACUGGAACUAAAGAGUGUUUUACCAUUUUUUUAUUAUACAGUGUUAAUUUCAUCUUCUGUAGAUAUUUUGAUGCCCUUCUAUUAAGUUCUUAUUUGAUUUUUUGUGCACUGCCAUUGUAUUAUCUUGCAUCUGAUCUUCAAGAAUGAUAAGGCAGCAUAUGCAAAAGACACAGUCUAGUGCAUUUUCUUGCAUGUAAUGCUGUAUUCCCUUUCCUACAUAAAUGCCAUGUAGAAGGGACAUACCUCAGACUUUUUGAUUGCUUUAAGUGAGAUGUUAUCUACUUCUAGGAAGACAUGCACCUUAAAAGCAGGUACCAUCCUUCCAAGAAAGAAAACCUGCCAUUUGUGGGUUACAUCCUAGUAGAGCUUGUUAUUAUAACAUACAGUGUAACGUUUUAGGGUGAAAAAUGCACAAAGGGCAGGAAAACAUGAAAGAAGGAAAAAAUACAUGCUGUCUUUCUUACUGAACUUAUCAGUAUCAUUAGGGGGGAAACAUUUGAGCAUUUUCAUCUGGUGAAAAAACAUAUAUCUUUAUAAUUUGUUUUUGCUCAUUCUGAUGAAGAUUCAGCACUUGUCUUCAUGGCUAAGGGUUUGUAACAGUUCUUCCAUUUUUGUUGGCUCCUUCACAUCUGCUGAGACCUUUGGUGGUUAGGACACCAAAAACGUAUGCAUGCACACACAUGUUGCAGUUUAUACUGUGCAGUACAUUUUUAUGCUGUUUCUGCUUUUGUCAUGUUGCCCCCCCCCCCCCCCCACCUUGUCACUGUUAAGGACAGUCUGCUGCAAACAUCUUCCAUUCCGUCAAUUUGCCAGUCUCCCUCAGCACCUGCUUUAAAGAGCAUCAGUAGUUGUUAGGUUGUAGCUAAGCCUUAAUUCCACCCUACUUUCAUGUUCUGAUAUGUUUGUUGAACUCCAAAAUCUAAAACUACUCUUUGGAUAAACACAGAGGCAUGCUUUGUUCUCCGGGUCUCAGUGAUGACACCUUUUGCAGUUUCUUUAAGUCUUUCAGUACUUAAUCCUACACUGUCGUGGGGAUACUUAUAGUCAUGUCCCAGAGGGGAGAUCUUUCUUUGCUUCAGUGAAGUAUCACCAAAUUAAACCAGAAAAGAAACACGGCACUUGGACCGUCUCAAGAAGUCCUUUAAGAAGAUAAAUGAACCGUACUACAGAAUAAACUCAAGAUUAAUAGUUAAAUAAAUUAAAAGGUAAGUGCUUUCAUUUUGUUCGUUUCAAAACUUUCUCAGACAAGGGACCAGUGAGAUAUUCACAAUAUGCACCCCCCCCCCCCCAGAAAAA
Molecule: messenger RNA, 4823 nt
Organism: Protopterus annectens (West African lungfish)
Lineage: Eukaryota; Metazoa; Chordata; Ceratodontiformes; Protopteridae
Gene: SLC29A2
Product: solute carrier family 29 member 2
Exons: 13
Coding region: 386-1726 (446 amino acids)
Biological process (GO): hypoxanthine transport; uridine transmembrane transport; adenine transport
Cellular component (GO): plasma membrane; basolateral plasma membrane
Molecular function (GO): nucleoside transmembrane transporter activity
Source: RefSeq, a predicted model, not a curated record